GUGGCAAUAAAAAUAAUAGAUAAAUCUCAGCUGGAUGCAGUGAACCUUGAGAAAAUCUACCGAGAAGUACAAAUAAUGAAAAUGCUAGAUCAUCCUCACAUUAUCAAACUUUAUCAGGUCAUGGAAACCAAAAGUAUGCUGUACCUUGUGACAGAAUAUGCUAAAAAUGGAGAAAUUUUUGAUUAUCUUGCUAAUCAUGGGCGAUUAAAUGAGUCUGAAGCCAGGCGAAAAUUCUGGCAAAUUCUGUCUGCUGUUGAUUAUUGUCAUGGUCGGAAGAUUGUACACCGUGAUCUCAAGGCCGAAAACCUCCUGCUGGAUAGCAACAUGAAUAUCAAAAUAGCAGAUUUCGGUUUUGGAAAUUUCUUUAAAAGUGGUGAACUGCUGGCAACAUGGUGUGGCAGCCCCCCUUAUGCAGCCCCAGAAGUCUUUGAAGGGCAGCAGUAUGAAGGACCACAGCUGGAUAUUUGGAGCAUGGGAGUUGUUCUUUACGUACUUGUCUGUGGAGCGCUGCCUUUUGAUGGACCAACUCUUCCAAUUUUGAGGCAGAGAGUUUUGGAAGGAAGAUUCCGGAUUCCAUAUUUUAUGUCAGAAGAUUGUGAGCACCUUAUUCGAAGGAUGUUGGUCCUAGACCCAUCCAAACGGCUAACCAUAGCACAAAUCAAGGAGCAUAAAUGGAUGCUCAUAGAAGUUCCUAUACAGAGACCUGUUCUCUAUCCACAAGAGCAAGAAAACGAACCAUCCAUCGGGGAAUUUAAUGAGCAGGUUCUACGGUUGAUGCACAGCCUUGGAAUAGAUCAACAGAAAACCAUUGAGUCUUUAGAGAACAAGAGCUAUAACCACUUUGCUGCCAUCUAUUUCUUACUGGUGGAGCGCCUGAAAUCACAUAGGAGCAGUUUUCCUGUGGAGCAGAGACUUGAUGGCCGCCAGCGUCGACCUAGCACCAUUGCUGAACAAACAGUUGCCAAGGCACAAACUGUGGGCCUCCCAGUGACUGUGCACUCACCAAACAUGAGGCUGCUGCGCUCUGCCCUCCUCCCACAGUCAUCCAAUGUGGAAGCCUAUUCAUUUCCAACAUCCGGCUGCCAGGCGGAAGCAGCGUUUAUGGAAGAAGAGUGUGUUGACACUCCAAAGGUGAAUGGCUGUCUGCUGGACCCUGUGCCGCCCGUCCUGGUGAGGAAGGGAUGCCAGUCACUGCCCAGUAACAUGAUGGAGACAUCUAUUGACGAAGGGCUGGAGACAGAGGGAGAGGGAGAGGCUGAGGAAGACCCCCGACAAGCCUUUGAAGCAUUUCAGUCUACGCGCAGUGGGCAGAGACGGCACACACUGUCAGAAGUGACCAAUCAGCUGGUCAUGGUUCCUGGGACAGGGAAAAUUUUCUCCAUGAGUGACAACCCCUCCCUUGACAGUGUGGACUCUGAGUAUGAUAUGGGGUCUGUUCAGAGAGACCUGAACUUUUUGGAGGACAACCCUUCUCUCAAGGACAUCAUGUUAGCCAAUCAGCCUUCACCCCGCAUGACAUCUCCCUUCAUAAGCCUGAGACCUGCCAACCCAGCCAUGCAGGCUCUGAGUUCCCAGAAACGAGAGGCCCAUAACAGGUCACCAGUGAGCUUCAGAGAAGGCCGCAGGGCAUCGGAUACCUCCCUCACUCAAGGGAUUGUAGCAUUUAGACAACAUCUUCAGAAUCUGGCUAGAACCAAAGGCAUUCUUGAGUUAAACAAAGUGCAGUUGCUGUAUGAACAGAUGGGAUCAGAAGCAGACCCUCACCUGGCAUCAGCUGCUCCUCAACUCCAAGACCUUACUAGCAGUUGCCCCCAGGAGGAAGUUUCUCAGCAGCAAGAGAGUGUCUCCACUCUCCCUACCAGCGUGCAUCCUCAACUCUCCCAGCGGCAAAGCCUGGAAACCCAGUACCUGCAGCAUAGACUCCAGAAGCCUAGCCUUCUGUCAAAGGCCCAGAAUACCUGUCAGCUUUACUGUAAAGAACCUCCACGGAGCCUUGAACAGCAGCUGCAGGAACAUAGGCUCCAACAGAAGCGGCUCUUCCUCCAGAAGCAAUCUCAGCUGCAGGCAUAUUUUAAUCAGAUGCAGAUAGCAGAGAGCUCCUACCCACAGCCGAGUCAGCAGCUGCCCCUUCCCUGCCAAGAGACGCCACCACCAUCACAGCAACCCUCACCCUUCAGCCUGACCCAGCCCUUGAGCCCUGUUCUGGAGCCUGCUACUGAGCAAAUGCAGUACAGCCCUUUCCUCAGCCAGUACCAGGAGAUGCAGCUGCAAUCCCUGCCCUCCACGCCUGUCCCCCGGGCUGUUCCCCGGGCUCCAGCACAGUUGCAGCAACAGCCACCACCACCACCGCCCCCACCACCACCACAGCAGCCAGGAGCUGCACCAGCCUCCUUACAGUUCUCCUAUCAGACUUGUGAGCUGCCAACUGCUGCCUCCCCUGCACCAGACUACCCUGCUCCCUGUCAGUAUCCUGUAGACGGAGCCCAGCAGAGUGGCCUGACAGGGCCAGACUGUCCUAGGAGCUCAGGACUGCAGGAAGCCCCCUCCAGUUAUGACCCACUGGCCCUCUCUGAGUUACCUGGACUCUUUGAUUGUGAAAUGCUGGACGCUGUGGAUCCACAACACAAUGGCUAUGUCCUGGUGAAUUAAUCUCAGCACAGGAAGUGAGGUGGUCCAAGUGAAGGAAGACUGUAUUUCUAUUUUUAUUCCAGCUUUUUAAAUUUAAAGCAUAUUUUCUUGCCCUCUUCCUCAUGGGGAAAAAAUCAAGUCGCCCAACUGGAAUCAGGGCCUGGCUGGGUGGAUGUUGCUUCCUCCUGGCUCUGUCCCACCACAAAGUUUCCUGUGGCAAGUGCUGGAACAUAGUUGUAUGCUGAAGCUCGUGCCCUUGGGUCAAAUGGAGCAAGCUCUCGAGGGAGGCACCAACAAAUGUUUUUGUAAGACCACAACAUUCAGACCUAGGUUUCCUGUGGAAUUGCACCAGUUCAUUGUCAAGGGGAAACCUUGAUAAAAGCAGGAAAAGAUGUGUGUUGUUGCGCAUAUAUGGGCAAAAAAGGCAAUAUAUUUUUCUCUGAUGCCAAACAACAUACUGCUUCAAGGCAAAUCAAGAAUAUAUAAUGAAGUUUGAUGCACAGGAAAUAAAGGAGAGUACUUCAUUGAUGAAUCCUAAGUUCUUAGCUGCUGAGGCAAGUUCUCCCCAAGACCGUCACAGAGGAGUGGAACAUGAGCUCUGUUUUAGGGGCCACUAAAUAACAGCUGGUACCUGACCCCUGAAACCUGCAGCCAUCUCCAUCUGGGAGCAGCCAACACACCUCUUCAGAAGGUACCCCUGGGUUACCGAGUGUUGGAACAUAUUCAGGGCUCCAAAGAUGUCACCUGUAGGAUGUCAAGAGACCCACCACAGUGGAAGCUGGGCAAGAAAUUCCAGAAGGCAUCAAGAGGAUAGGCUCUUCCGGUGCAGUCUCAUCGAGAUUCUGGUUGGGAGCAGCUGGUCUCCAGAGGACCUGUUGUCUCCUUUACAAUGUAAUGACUAUUUCAACUUUACACUAUAUGUUGCUAGUAGGCUAUUGAGCAUUGUAUAUUUGGACAGUUUCAUAUAGGGCUUAGAAAUUUUAGGGGCCCGGAAAAUGAACUUUUAUGUCCCAUGUGAAGUGGUAGUGCCGUGCCUUUCCCCCAGAUCAUGCUUUAAUUUUUUCCUUUUCUGUAGAAACCAAGUUUUCCAUUUACAUCAAUGCUAAAUCCAAAGUCACUUCAGAGUUUGCUUUCCACCAUGUGGGAAUCAGCAUUCUUAAUUUCCUUAAGUUUCGACUUAUAAUGAAAUGUUCAAGUAUUACAGCAAUAUUCAAAGAACCACAGAUGUGUUAACCGUUUAAGCAGAUCAUCUGCCAAACACAUUAUAUUAUUAGUAAAACUUAACCAACCCUUAUAAUUCAUUCAUCCAAAUAAGUGAAAAAUAGAUGCUACAGCUAGUUAACUGUAUACCUAGAAGUAAUGAGUAAUCUAUCAUUCGGACAGUAACAUCCAGGUAUUAUAAAUUCAGUAUUAUGUAUAAAGACUAUCACGCUGUCCUUUAGAAUGGCUUGUCCUAUCA
This is a messenger RNA of Tupaia belangeri chinensis (Chinese tree shrew), 4087 nucleotides long. RefSeq names its product salt inducible kinase 2 (gene SIK2). Gene Ontology annotation, cellular component: cytoplasm. NCBI's taxonomy places the organism in Eukaryota, Metazoa, Chordata, Mammalia, Scandentia, Tupaiidae. Gene Ontology annotation, molecular function: magnesium ion binding; ATP binding; tau-protein kinase activity. The record is from RefSeq and is a predicted model, not a curated record. Gene Ontology annotation, biological process: microtubule cytoskeleton organization; protein phosphorylation; intracellular signal transduction.